Prorocentrum cordatum is the source of this 2570-nucleotide messenger RNA. The record is from the annotation of a GenBank genome assembly. Lineage: Eukaryota; Dinophyceae; Prorocentrales; Prorocentraceae.
CGGCCGUGCAGGCGACGAGCAGCUGCUGGCCGUGUCGGCCGGCGAGGCGCACUGCGGCGCGCUCUGCCGUUCGGGCCGCGUGCUCGCCUUCGGGGAGAACCGCCACGGGCAGCUGGGCCUCGGGGACUUCGUCAGCAGCGCCACCCCGAAGCCAGUGGCCGCGCUGCAGAGCCGACCCAUCGUUCAGGUCUGCUGCGGCGGGCAGCACUCCCUCGCCCGCACCGCCACGGGCCUGCUGUGGGCGUGGGGCUGCAACGAGCACGGGCAGCUCGGCCUGGGCGACAGCAGGACGCGCUUCCGCCCGGAGCAGGUGAAGGCCCUGCGCGUCUCGCGCUGCCUGGACGUGGCGGCUGGCAGCCGGCACACGCUCGCCCUCUCCGAGCGCGGCCUCGUCUUCGCCUGCGGCGCGGGCAGCAGCGGCCAGCUGGGCUCGGGCGGCAAUGCGGAGUGCGAGGCGACGCCGCGGGUCGUGGACGCGCUGCGGGAGGUGGGCCAGUGCCUGCGGGUCGCCUGCGGGCACAGCCACAGCCUCGCCCUGGUGCGGGACGAGGACUCCCUGCGCGAGCACGUGUACUGCUGGGGCCUGGGCUCCAGCGGGCAGCUGGGCGUCCCCCGCGAGGGGCUCCAGGAGCGGAAGCACGCGCUGCUGCCGCAGCGCCUCAGGCUGGGCCCCCACCUGCGGGUGGUGGACGUCGUGAGCGGCCCCCUCUCGCACCACUCCUUCCUGCUGGUGGCGCCCGCCGCGCCCGCGUCGCCCGCGUCGGGCAGCGGCCGUGCCGGCGGCGGCCUGCCGCGCCACUCGCUGCGCACGGCGAUCGACGCGGACGAGCUGCUCGGCGACCUGAGGCGGGUGGCGCAGGGGUCCGGGGAGGGUGCGCAGAUGAGGGCGCUGGUGAAGGCCGUCGGCUCGGCCUUCAGCUCCGCCAGCGUCCUCAACGCCUCGUUCCGCGCGGGCGGGGUCGGGGCGGGCGGCGCCCGGCGGCUGGCCGUGCCGACCGAGGCGGACAGCGGCGUGGACCUGCUCAAGGUGCGGAGGGCGUACAGCACGCUGGUCUUCGAGCUGCGCUCCCCGGAGCUCACGGCGAUGCUCGGGCGCGCGACGCUGUCGAUAUGCGACGAGCUGUCCAAGAAGCGGAACCUCUGCGUGUUCCUCGUGGUGUUCGAGAACCCGCUGCUCCUCGGGGAGUUCCGGACGGAGUUCUUCCCGGGCUUCCACCUCGCGCUGCAGCGGCUGACGGCCGCCGUGCUGUCGCUGCCGCGCGACUCGCAGAGGCUGCUGUUCGGGUGGCUGAAGCACCUGCCCAGCGAGUACUUCGGCAGAAUAGUGGACGUGAUGCAGCAGUACGUCACCUUCGUCCUGACGCAGCCUGGGCAGAACAAGGCCGACGCCUCCGCGGCGGUGCAGGUCCUGAACACGCUUUGGGAGAGCAACGUCGAGAUGGAGGGCAUCCUGCCGGAGCGUUGCUUCCACAACCUGGCCAUCUCGCAGAGCGAGGACCUGCCGGAGCAUUACAGGCAGUGGCAGCAGCAGCAGUCACUGGUUUUCAGCUACUGCAGGUACCCCUUCCUGCUAGACGCGGGGGCCAAGCGGCGGCUGCUGUCCUUCGACGCGAGGCUCAGGAUGGAGAGCGCCAUGCAGGAGCUGGUGGCGCAGACCUGGCGGCAGGGGCUCCCGCCGGAGGCCACCCUCGAGCAGCUGCUCCACUUCCGCGUGCGCCGCGCGCAGCUCCUCGCGGACUUCUGCGGGCAGCUGUGGUGGCGGCUCCGCCACCGGCCCGAGUGCCUGAGGCUCGCGCUCUCGGUAGAGUUCGUGGGCGAGCUCGGGGUCGACGCGGGGGGGCUCCGGAAGGAGUGCCUGCAGCUGGUGUUGCGCCAGAUCUACGAGCGCAGUUCUCUGCUGGUGGAGUUGGAGGAGCUGCCCGGGCUGGUGUGGUUCUCCCCGACGCCGGACCACUGGCGUCGCGGCUCGCCGCUGCAUGACCAGGAGGAGGGCGCCGGGUGCCUGGAGGAGCUGUGCGACCCUGGCUGGGCCGAGCACCUCCCAGAGGUGGCGGGCGCGAUCGUGGGGCUGGCCGCGUACAACGGGAUCUAUUUGGACCUGCGGAUUCACCCGCUGCUCUACCGCUUCCUCGUGCAGCGGUCGGUGUCCGCCGGGAUGGACGAGCUGCGCCUCGUGCACCCCACGCUGCACAGGUCGCUCGCGAGCCUGGGGGGCACGAGCGACGCGUCCGCGCUGGGCCUCACCUGGAGAGUGCGCCUGCCCGGCAGCGAGGAGGACUUCGACCUCUCCCGGGGCGCUGGAGACCCCGACGCGCCGGUCGGGGCUGCCGACCUCGGGCGCUUCGCGGCCGCCUACGCGGAGGCCGCGCUGCUCGGCGGCGCCCGGGCGCAGGUGGAGGCUUUCGUGCAGGCCGCAUUGCGGUGCAUGGACGGGCCCUCCCUCGCGCUGUGCACGGCGCACGACCUGGAGUUGUUGCUGCGGGGGUCGCCCGACGCGGCCAAUUUCCAGGAGCCUCCCCAGCCUCUUCCUCACCCCCUCCUCCUCCGCCUCCUCCCUCCUCCUCUUCCUU